Hypomesus transpacificus is the source of this 1925-nucleotide messenger RNA. RefSeq lists its product as uncharacterized. Lineage: Eukaryota; Metazoa; Chordata; Actinopteri; Osmeriformes; Osmeridae. Gene Ontology annotation, biological process: protein localization to plasma membrane. The transcript is spliced from 7 exons. The record is from RefSeq and is a predicted model, not a curated record. Bases 261 to 1001 code for a protein of 246 amino acids.
UGUUCUCUAACAGGACAUGGUGGUUCUUUAGCUAGGAGUGGCUAGAACAGAAGAGACAAUAAAACUUUGCUCUUAAAGACCUCAGAAAGGAUUCCCCGGCGUUGUACUGUAAUGCUGAACAACUAGAUAGAACCGUGACUGUAUUUUGAAGGAAUUCAAGAAGUUCCAGCAGAGAUAUUUUGUAUCUGACAGAUCGACAAAGUAUACUGGACACUGAUUGAGCAUCCUCCACCUAUCCUCUGCUACAUCUAAAACCAGACAUGGUUCUCUGGAUUCUGCUACCCAUCACGCUCUCCCUGGUGUCUCUUAUUGGAACCUGGGCUGUGUACGGUCUGGCUUCCAGUUACAACCAUGUGUGCCAUCUAAGUAACUGGGAUUACAAUAACUCUUGCUCGUUGAAUGAGUCUAUGGAAUGUUGUCGAGUCCCCACCAUAAGCUCAAGUGGAACCAGCUCUCCAGAAAACUCCUUAUUUACAGCCACCAUAAAUGCUGGGUCAUUUUUGUUUCUAGUGUUUUGUAUUUUCCACCAUGCCCAUAUUCUGGAAAGAAACGCCAUGCAAGCCAUGCUCAGCAAGUUUGCCCUGGUCUUUGGUACUGUGGCUGCUUUGGGGGCAUUCAUGGCUGGGAACUGCAAUCCAGGAUACCUGACAUUGCUUCACUACCUGGGAGCAGCAGUUAGCUUCCUGUGCAUCUGUUUCUACAGCGUUCUUCUCACUGCACUGACCGGCAAGUGUGUACUGACAGGGCUGGAGAAGUUCCUUUACCCAGCACGCAUAGUCUCUACUGCAAUCCAGAUCAUGUCUACCAUUGUCUAUUGCAUCUUGUUCGUCCAGAACGAUCACAUGUACACACACUUAUCAGCUGUGUGUGAGUGGAUUCUCAGCGUGAAUCUGGAGAUGUUUGAGCUGAGCUUCGCUGUGGAGUUUUACUUCUUUUCUUCAGCCAUGUUAGCGACUGUAUUAGGGAGAAAGGACGAGGAGAAGCCUCUCAUCCUGGCCUGAGGACAUGAGGAACAACAGCCACUGUGAGGAUAUUAGUGUAGUCCAUCACUGGACCAAACCUGACCUCACAGCACUUUGGACAGAGAUGUCUACAUUAAAUUGAGCUCUCAGGGUGAUGAUUUGCAAAUGUCCCCACUAUGUGGUCAUUGCCAGUCUUUUUGAAGAAUUAAGACUUGUGACUCCAUUGUAUUUAUUGAAAAUCAGACAGAAUAUUGCCAUACAUCCUCUUCAUCACAAGAUCACUUGCAAGGGUCGCAGCAUUCAUCCAUCCCAUCUCUUCACAGGUGUCUUCAUGGACACCUAGUCCCAUGACACACAACUGACACUUCAUUAUUUCUCAUCACAGGAACCCCCCCAAUGUAUAACUGUAAAUACAAAUCACAAUUAACAUACUCGAUUUUCUUUUUGUAAGCAAUUGGAAAAUGAUUGAGCCUUAUAUUAAGUUAUUGAUGUAUUAUAAAUCAGCUGAAAUAUUUAUCAAAACAUUUUGGAAGUUUGUAUUACUUUGCAGAAAAGAUUUAAGUGUAUAAAUUGUAAUGCUACAGGACAGCAAAGGUUUAAUAUCUAAACAGUAUCUCAGGCUUGUAGGGAGUGAACCCUUUUGGUCCUGUAAAGCUUCAAUCUGUCAGCAACAAAAUGAAUUACAAUUGCAGAAAAUGUUUAUUUGUGAUAGAUCACUGUUGGGUAACAAGUGAUUAAGGAUUCCAAUAAGAGUAAUAUGAACAACCAGACAUUUUGCAUGUUCUACUACCAUAAGCCUCGCUCAGCUGCUCCAUACAUUUAAUAGAACAUAAAUGUAAUCCAUUAAUUUAUUAUGUUUGUUAAUUUGUGUUUUUAUACUACUUGUUCAUUUGGACACAUUUUCUGCUGUGAUUUUGGCCUGGGCCUUUAUGCAAUUAUAAAUAAAACCGGUAUUUAAUUGUU